AUGUUCCUGACGAUGACGAUCCCCCGCACCCGUGGCCUCGGCCUUCUCCUUCUCGCCCUCUACGCCUCCGCUACGACGGCCGCCAACAUUCUUCCCGCAGCGGCAUCCGCAUCCUUUCCACAAUGCGGUCUGUCAUGUACCGCCCUCACCCAAGCGCAAGGUAGCUGCGAGUCGGCAGCUCAGGCCACCUGGGUCUCAUGUUUCUGUCAAUCCGCCCUCCUCACCACCCUCAAGACCUCGGGCAGCGUCUGCACGUCUUGUACUGCCCCAGCGGACCAAUCGCUCCUGUCGACAUGGUACAAUAACUACUGUAAUUCCAACGGCCAAGACACCAGCAAUGCCGGUUCAAGCACAAACACAGCGGCGACAACUACCGCCACAGUUGCUUCCGCAAGCACGUCGGGGGGUAAAAGCGCAUCGAGCAAGUCCACCAGCGAAGUCCAGCCAUCUUGGUGGAGCACUCAUUACAAAUGGGUCAUCAUGUUGAUUGUCCUCGCAAUCGGCUUCGGUGUCAUUGCUGCAGUAGCAGUCUACCUCAAGCGCCGCCAUGAUGCCAAGCGAGCAAAUCUCUAUUAUGGGGGAGGGCCCAUGGACAGCAGCUCCGGUGCCUUGGGGGGUAAUUCUUACUCUCCCUCCAAUUCGGGGAUUGUCAGCACCGCCAAAUCCGCCUGGGCAGCGCCCGCGGGUCCUGAUCACUCUCAAUCCCCGGCGAGCAGUUCUCGCACCGAAAUCACCACACGAGGAGCUGGAACCCUGCCACCGGGGAGUCGCACACGUCUGCCAAAGCCAUCUCAGCCUCGAGGCGACAUGGAGAUCCGUCAGGUCCCUUUGCAAUGA
Molecule: messenger RNA, 837 nt
Organism: Penicillium oxalicum
Lineage: Eukaryota; Fungi; Ascomycota; Eurotiomycetes; Eurotiales; Aspergillaceae
Exons: 2
Coding region: 1-837 (278 amino acids)
Source: RefSeq, a predicted model, not a curated record